This is a messenger RNA of Prunus armeniaca (apricot), 513 nucleotides long. Lineage: Eukaryota; Viridiplantae; Streptophyta; Magnoliopsida; Rosales; Rosaceae. The record is from the annotation of a GenBank genome assembly.
AUGAAGGUUUCCAAGGGCAAAGGUCCUGUGAGGAAGGAGAAGAAAGAAGUCUUAAAGCCUGUAGUAGAGGACAGAAAGGUUGGAAAGCGAAAGGCAGCAAUUGAGGCUGACAAGAGCCGCCGAAAACUUGCUAAGAAUGCAAAAUUGGGCAAGAAGGACCCUAACAAACCAAAGAGGCCUGCUAGUGCUUUCUUUGUUUUUCUAGAAGAGUUCAGAACGAUUUACAAGCAAGAGCAUCCGAAUGUAAAAGCUGUGUCGGCUGUGGGGAAAGCUGGAGGAGAAAAGUGGAAAUCUAUGUCUCAUGCGGAGAAAGCUCCAUAUGAAGCUAAAGCAGCGAAAAGGAAAUCAGAGUACGAAAAGCUUAUGAAAGCUUACAACAACAAAGAGGAGGACACAGAUGAUGAAGAAGAAGAAGUAGCUGAAAGGUCAAAACCCAUUGUGAAGGAUGAUGAAGAAGAGGAGAGUGGAGAGGAAGACGAUGAAGAAGAAGAUGACGAUGAUGAUGAAGACUGA